Messenger RNA from Culicoides brevitarsis, 2725 nucleotides. RefSeq names its product pre-mRNA-splicing factor ATP-dependent RNA helicase DHX16 (gene l(2)37Cb). Gene Ontology annotation, cellular component: intracellular anatomical structure; catalytic step 2 spliceosome. Gene Ontology annotation, molecular function: RNA binding; helicase activity; ATP binding. The transcript has 3 exons. Bases 22 to 2685 code for a protein of 887 amino acids. The record is from RefSeq and is a predicted model, not a curated record. Lineage: Eukaryota; Metazoa; Arthropoda; Insecta; Diptera; Ceratopogonidae.
UUAAAAAAUUAAUUUAAAGCCAUGCCUCGUGAUCGUAGAAGGAAGUACAGUUCCAGCUCGUCUGAGGACAGUGAAGAAGAGCGUCGCAAAAAGGAAAACAAGGACAUUAAAGACUUUUCGGAGCGAUUAAAGGCGAAAGAUGAAGAAAAAACUCGCAAAGUGGUCACAGCGGGCACAAGUAAAGCCUUCGAAGAAGCUGCGAAACGCUUAAAACUCGAACUAGAUGACAAAGACAAAGUUGUGCCGCAACUUCGAAUCCAAUCACGUCGCGAAUACCUCGCAAAACGCAAAGAAGACAAAGUCCAAGAGCUCGAAGCGGACAUCAUUGACGAUGAAUUUCUGUUUAAAGAGGAAGAACUGACGGCGCGCGAACGCGAAGAACGUGCCCACAAAAAACGUUUGCUCGAAAUCGCGAAAGAGCACGAAAAAGCGCGUGAAUUGGAAAAAGUCCAGCGAUAUCACAUGCCAAAAGACAUCAAAGAUGCCGAUAAAAAUGCCUACAUUGAAGUAGAUGAGACCGAAAAAUUCCCCAAUUCCGAGCAGAAAAAGUGGGAAAGUGAGAAAUUUGCUGCUGCGACUUAUCGAUUCGGAGCAAAAGAUGCCGAUGCGCAACAAGAAUAUGAGUUGCUGUUGGACGACCAGAUUGAGUUUAUAAAUCCGUUGCGAAUGGAAGGCACGGAGAAAAAGGAUAAGGAACCAAAAUUGACGGAAAAGGAGAAGAAAAAGAUGAAUAUCGAAGAAACGAAGAAAUCGCUUCCGAUAUUUCCGUUUAAAGAGGAUCUCAUUGCUGCCAUUAACGAAUAUCAAGUGUUGAUUAUCGAGGGAGAGACGGGAUCGGGCAAGACAACGCAGAUUCCGCAAUAUUUGUAUGAAGCUGGGUUUACUGAGGGUGAUAAAAAGAUCGGUUGCACUCAACCACGUCGUGUCGCCGCAAUGUCCGUGGCAGCGCGUGUCGCCGAAGAAAUGGGCGUCAAACUAGGCAACGAAGUCGGCUAUUCCGUGCGUUUCGAAGAUUGCACCUCAGAACGAACUGUCGUCAAAUACAUGACUGACGGUACUUUGCAUCGUGAAUUCCUCUCGGAACCAGAUUUAGCAUCGUACAGCGUCAUGAUUAUCGACGAGGCUCACGAACGUACCUUGCACACCGACAUCCUGUUUGGACUCGUAAAAGAUAUCGCUCGCUUUCGCAAAGACUUGAAACUGUUAAUUUCCUCUGCGACUCUCGACGCUGCCAAAUUCAGUGGAUUUUUCGAUGAAGCUCCAAUUUUUAGGAUUCCCGGUCGACGAUAUCCCGUCGAUAUUUAUUACACAAAAGCACCGGAGGCGGAUUACAUUGAUGCCUGUGUCGUAUCUGUGUUGCAAAUUCACGCCACGCAACCACUGGGCGAUAUUUUGGUUUUUUUGACGGGACAGGAAGAGAUCGAGACAUGUUUUGAAAUGUUGCAGGACAGAACGAAGAGAUUAGGAUCAAAAAUUAAAGAGCUACUGAUUUUACCGAUUUACGCCAAUUUACCGACUGACAUGCAAGCGAAAAUUUUCGAGCCAACACCGCCCAACGCGAGAAAAGUCAUUUUAGCCACAAAUAUCGCGGAAACGUCGUUAACUAUUGACAACAUUAUUUACGUUAUCGAUCCCGGUUUCGCCAAACAAAAUAAUUUCAACUCACGGACGGGUAUGGAGACGCUCACGGUAGUUCCGAUCAGUAAAGCAUCCGCCAAUCAACGAGCUGGUCGUGCUGGAAGAGUUGCUCCCGGGAAAUGUUUCCGUCUUUACACCGCUUGGGCAUACAAACACGAGCUCGAGGACAAUACAGUGCCGGAAAUUCAACGAAUCAACUUGGGAAAUGCCGUUUUGAUGUUGAAAGCGCUCGGAAUUCACGAUUUGCUUCAUUUUGAAUUUCUGGAUCCGCCGCCGCAAGAAACUCUGGUCAUCGCACUGGAGCAACUUUAUGCCUUGGGCGCGCUAAAUCAUCAUGGCGAACUCACAAUGACUGGCAGGAAGAUGGCAGAAUUCCCGGUGGAUCCAAUGAUGGCGAAAAUGUUGAUCGCAUCGGAAAAAUACAAGUGCGCCCAGGAAAUUGCCACAAUUUCUGCGAUGUUGUCCGUUAAUAGCAGCAUUUUCUAUCGUCCAAAAGAUAAAAUCGUGCAUGCCGAUACAGCUCGGAAAAAUUUCUUUCACAUGCAUGGCGAUCACUUGUCGCUGCUGCAAGUUUACACACAAUGGGCUGACACGGAAUACAGUACGCAAUGGUGCUACGAGAAUUUUAUCCAGUAUCGGAGUAUGAAACGGGCACGCGAUGUGAGAGAUCAGCUCGUGGGACUUCUGGAACGUGUCGAAAUCCCCUUGUUGUCAUCCAUGGAGGAAAUGGUGAACAUCAGAAAAGCAAUUACCGCGGGGUACUUUUAUCACAUUGCAAAGUUGUCAAAAAGUGGGAAUUAUAAGACCGCGAAGAGCAAUCAAACGGUGAUGGUUCAUCCGAAUUCCGCACUUUUUGAACAACUGCCAAGAUGGGUUUUGUAUCACGAGUUGGUCUUUACGACGAAAGAGUACAUGAGACAAGUGCUGGAAAUCGAGAGUAAAUGGCUGUUGGAAGUGGCGCCGCAUUAUUACAAAGAGAAGGAUAUCGAGGACUCGACGAAUAAGGCGAUGCCGAAAGUGGUGGGAAGGAGUAAAAUGACCGUUUAGACAAUUUAAUUUUCGUUAAAGCCGAGUUAAAGCUAAUAAA